Messenger RNA from Pelmatolapia mariae (spotted tilapia), 435 nucleotides. RefSeq names its product histone H3. Lineage: Eukaryota; Metazoa; Chordata; Actinopteri; Cichliformes; Cichlidae. Gene Ontology annotation, molecular function: DNA binding; structural constituent of chromatin; protein heterodimerization activity. Gene Ontology annotation, cellular component: nucleosome. The coding region runs from base 25 to 435 and encodes 136 amino acids. The transcript has 2 exons. The record is from RefSeq and is a predicted model, not a curated record.
GCGCACAGCCAGCUGCAGGUGACAAUGGCAAGAACCAAGCAGACCGCUCGCAAGUCUACUGGCGGCAAAGCCCCCAGGAAGCAGCUGGCUACCAAGGCUGCUCGUAAGAGCGCCCCGGCCACCGGAGGCGUCAAGAAGCCUCACCGUUAUAGGCCCGGUACCGUGGCUCUGCGCGAGAUCCGCCGUUACCAGAAAUCCACCGAGCUGCUCAUCCGCAAGCUGCCCUUCCAGCGCCUCGUCCGCGAGAUCGCUCAGGACUUCAAGACCGACCUGCGCUUCCAGAGCUCUGCCGUCAUGGCUCUGCAGGAGGCCAGCGAGGCUUACCUGGUCGGACUCUUCGAGGACACCAACCUGUGCGCCAUCCAUGCCAAGAGGGUCACCAUCAUGCCCAAAGACAUCCAGCUGGCUCGCCGCAUCCGCGGAGAGAGAGCUUAA